AUGACUACACUAUUAAGCGAACUGACUGGAAAGAAUCUUAUCGCCUUGGAAGUAAUGGGUACAAAUGUUUGCUCACUCCUACAUGAAUUUAUUUAUGGAUCAAAAGAAACUAGUGAAAACAUUUUGUGCAAUCCUGACUUAUUCAUGAUCAUACCAAAUGUCGGUGACUCAUUAAAACUAGCCCAUAAAAUAUUUGGAAAUCCUGGUGGACCAAAUUUCCAUGGAGCAGCAUUACUAAAGAACACAACAUUGUGCGUUAUACGACCACACGCAGUAUCUGACGGUCUUACUGGGAAAAUUUGGAGUGCAAUUACAGAAAAAGGAUUUAAUGUGACUGCAGCUAGUUUGCAUCGUUUAUCAAAAGCAGAUUCAGCUGAUUUUUUAGACGUCUAUAAAGGUGUAGUACAAGAAUAUCCAGAAAUGUUAGAUCAUCUGUCUUCAGGGCCCUGUAUAGCAUUGGAAAUAGAUAUUCCGGACCCCAAUGUAAAUGUCCAUCAAGCUUUCCGCGAGUUCGCUGGACCAAUAGACCCAGAAAUUGCAAAGUACUUACGACCGGAUACACUAAGAGCUAGAUUUGGAGUUAAUAAAGUCAAGAAUGCUAUUCAUUGUACUGACUUACUUGAGGAUACUGAACGUGAAGUAAAUACGUUAUUUUAUUUUAUGUCUCAUACAUAUUGAUAUUUAAUUAUUGUGAUUAUCAAAUAUCCCUUCAAUAUUUUAUGGUAGUGAUACUACUAUUAAUAAUAACACGAAAGUUUUAUCUGUAUAGGAUGUGAAAUUUCUGAUACUAUCGUGAAAAAAUAUACUAAACUCUUAUUUAUUUUCAUGUUAGUUGACUGUCAGUCGCUGACAAAGUAGCACUUAGCACAACUGUGCAUCGGUUCAAACUCCAACACCUCAAGUCAGAUAUGUGUCAAAGGAAGGGAAACGAUAUCAACUGAAACGUAAGAAACCUGGUUCGAAAGAAAUAAAAUCAAGAAACAAAGUAUGAAACGCCAGUAAAACUUAAGACUUCGGUCAAGAAUGAAUGCAACUACAUUCGAUUUUAAGCUAUGCAAUCUAACGACCCCAACAAACAAUAAAUACCAGUUAGAAUUCUUCGAUUUCGUCCAUUUAUUAAACUGAGCUUAAAAUGAAAAUGUUUGGUGAAUUGAGGUGGAAGAAACAAAACAGACUGAUGAACCACACAUAACUAAUUAUAAUAAUUAUGAUUAUAAACGCAUUUGGAUAGUUUAAUAACUAUUUUAAAUCCCUUAUUAUUGAAUAAGCUUCAAAAGAUGAGAAAUGUGAUUUAACAGGUUUACG
Schistosoma guineensis is the source of this 1305-nucleotide messenger RNA. Lineage: Eukaryota; Metazoa; Platyhelminthes; Trematoda; Strigeidida; Schistosomatidae. The record is from the annotation of a GenBank genome assembly.